Molecule: messenger RNA, 984 nt
Organism: Phytophthora infestans T30-4
Lineage: Eukaryota; Oomycota; Peronosporomycetes; Peronosporales; Peronosporaceae
Exons: 1
Coding region: 1-984 (327 amino acids)
Source: RefSeq, a predicted model, not a curated record
AUGGCGCGGAAAUGGUUCCAGCUCGUAGGCGAAGAUGGGAACGCGGUAACGUCGACUGAUGCUGUUGUCGUGGAUAUCGAAGAUGUGGAUAUGUUGCGGCAUGCGGUGAAGGAGCAGCUCAGAGACAGUCACCUCGCAAGGAUUGCUGCGUCCGAUCUCACAGUCUUUGCGAACCGGGCGGAGUACGAUGCGAAGCGAAGCGUGGUGCUGCCCCAUUCGUGGUCCCCAGUGACGGCGUAUGGGAAUAAUGGAGAGAAUGCGCUCAUUGUGCAAGUGCCGAAGCACGCAGAAAGCGAUUCACGUUAUUUUAUCCAGCCAAACGCUCAAGAACAAGUCGAAAAGGCAGUAUUUGUGAUCGUGGAAGAAGACGGAGAACGCAACGAUGUUGGAAUGGGUGUGUUUUUCAGCUCGACUCUAGCGGUCACAUGCGACCAUAACCUAACGGAGCAACACACUGUGGGAAGCAUGGUGUCUGUGGCGUUGAAGGAAGGUAUUGAAGUUGUUGAAGUUGGUGCUCGCAGUUCUCAGCUGGACUUUGCGAUUCUGCAGUCGUCCAAAACCAGGGGAUCAUUCUUCAUUCCUCCAUGGAAUGGAAGACCAGAUGAACUAAGAGGACGCUAUGAUCUUGUGUUGGCAUCGUAUCGAUUCGGUAUUGACGAAUACCAAGACGUGUUUAAGAAUCAACUGGGAUUUGCUCCGGUAGCCGGCAUCUCCAUCAGUGCUUACAGAAGACACAUCAUGUAUUCGUGCCCAACGUACGCUGGAGAUUCUGGUGCUGCACUUCUUCUCAAGGAUGGAUUUCUUGUCGGUAUCCAUCUGGAAACGAUCAAUGCACUCCGCGAAGAGAUGGACCGCAAGAAAACCAUCAAGGAUCGCUUGAAUGAUGUGGGGGAGUCUCUGGACAACAUUGCGAGAAGCGGACUAGCGCAAGGCUGCUCUUUUGGUCUUUUGGCUCAUGAGUUCAACGACGUAGUGAGCGAGUAG